Messenger RNA from Rotaria sordida, 639 nucleotides. Lineage: Eukaryota; Metazoa; Rotifera; Eurotatoria; Philodinida; Philodinidae. The record is from the annotation of a GenBank genome assembly.
AUGGCAACUGAACAUUAUCAACCAAGUUCAAAAUCAACAUAUGCUCCUUUUUCAUCUAUACAAUAUCCAACUUUAUCGAAAUUUCAAUCAUCUAUUCCAAUAAAUCCUUCACAAUCGAAUUCAAAAAAUCAUCAAAUACCAAUUAUUAAAGAUUUACGUCGAAUCAAUUUAUUAAAUGAAUUAAAUACUUUUCAACAAAAUAAAACACGUAUUCAAGAAACAGUUGAAGUAAUUCCUCAACCAGUUUCAUGUGAACGUAUAUUUUAUACAUAUACAAAUGAUCAUACAGAUUUACGUUCACGUGAAUCUAUUCAAUUAGAUCAAAAUAUUUCUAAACAUUCAACUAAUUCUAAUCAAAUAUAUACAAAUAAUAAUUCUUCGAAAUUAUUUCAUAAUAAUAAAUAUGAUCAACGAUUUAAAUUAAAAUUUUAUUCAACAACACUUUUUAUUUUUCCAAAACAACGUAAUGAAAAAUUUAUAACAGAAAUACGUUAUAUUCCUGAACAUAUUACAAUAAGAUAUAAAACAACACUUGAAUUAUUAGCAGCAGCAACAUUAACAUCAUCAAUUCAUGAGCAUUAUUAUCAAAAUAUUCAUGAUUUUUAUCAUAUAGCUAAAGACAUUUUUUAUCGAAUUUAA